Molecule: messenger RNA, 3699 nt
Organism: Schistocerca nitens (vagrant locust)
Lineage: Eukaryota; Metazoa; Arthropoda; Insecta; Orthoptera; Acrididae
Product: zinc finger protein 235-like
Exons: 6
Coding region: 1345-2631 (428 amino acids)
Biological process (GO): regulation of transcription by RNA polymerase II
Cellular component (GO): nucleus
Molecular function (GO): DNA-binding transcription factor activity, RNA polymerase II-specific; RNA polymerase II transcription regulatory region sequence-specific DNA binding
Source: RefSeq, a predicted model, not a curated record
AUGAAAAAAGAGGAAACAGAUGAAGUACCAGCUGAGCCAGGCUCCAUGUUUCCUGAAGACCCAGUAAUAAUUGAAGAACCUAGUGUUGGAGUAAAACAAGAUUCAGAAUUGAAACAUGAGGAUGGCUCUGAUUUUAAUAUGAAACGCAACAUGAAUUCACACUAAAGGCAGCUGUUAAAUGACCUACAAUCAAAGAAGUGUGUCUGUGUAUAAAACAGUUGUGGUGUAGAGUGAGAGGCGACAUUGUUAAAUCUUUCAAGAAGUUUGGCAUAAGUAAUGCUCUCAAUGGUGGUGAAGAAUAUCUUGGGUAUUAAGAGGACGAUCAUGAAGAACAACGGGAAGUAUGAUUAUCGGGGGUUUUAAAGGUGGCAACCUCAACAAGGUAUGCAUCAAAUAGUGAGAGGUGUGCAGCAAGCUGCCAGAUUUUCGCCCCGACUACAAAAUCACCUGCUACAUCACUGGCAGGCCAGAGAGGAGAAGAGGAAUACUCCUGCGAAGACAUUCUACAUUCCUCCAGCCAACACACAUCAGUCAUCGACUGCCAACAAGGCUCUAAGAAAUCAAAGAAAGGCAAAUUGUUUUGUCCUUCCCAGACUUAGAGAUCCUUCUCAACGGCCCACCGCAUGAUACCCUCAUACAGUUGGCCUCCCUUGGGUGGUGCACACCACCCACAAUUUUUCUCCCUUGGAAUCGGCAGGCUGACCCACGGAGAAUGCUGAUGCCUCCAGCCUCUGCACAAUGUAGCAGUGUGUCUUUGAAGGCUGGCGCUAAGCAUCCAUGGAGGUGACUACCAUUCAUUUGUCCCCUCCUCCCCAAUCCCUGUUAUGACUCUUCCCCAAUGGAACAUAGGAAGCAUUAGAUCGAAUAAUGAGGAACGCAAAGUCCACUUGUUUUCUGCUUCCAAGAAACAAAAUUGUAUCCUGGCAGCCUCCCACAUUUCCUUUCAGUCCACUUUGAUAUUCCCCAUCCCAAGGACAGCAGUCAAUCUCAUGGCGGAGACAUACUGGUCUUGCAGGAUGAUGUUUGUAACCAAAGCAUCUCAUGGAACACCUAGCUGAAAGCUGUUGCAGUCUGCAUUUUCCUUAAUCAUUUCACAUUUCUCUUUUUAAUGUCUACUGCCCUCCAUCAUUCACUGUCACCAGGGGAGACUUAAUUCAGCACAUUGGUCAGCUGCUCCCUCACCCCGUUUUGCUGCUUAGUGACUAAUGCCCACUGUCACCCUUCAGGCCGUUUGAGAACGUCUCCAAGAGGUUCCCUCUUGGCAGACCUCAGUUAAAAUGGAGCACACACAUUUCAGACUGACUGCUACAACUGAUUGUAAACACAGUUGGUAGCUUUCUAAGGAUGACUGGAGGCAUUACCGCUUUCUGGCAACCUUCGACCAACAUUUCCCCAGCUGUGAUAAGCAGAUUGAUUCAAAUUACUGGUGGGAGCUGUGGCAUUUCGUUUGAAGAAACUGUUCGCCAUGGACUGGUCAAGAAUGAGCUGGAGAGAGACAGAGAGAAGUCAACACACGAGUGUGGUACUCAUACACAAGAAUUAACCAUGGAUGAGGAUUGCUCGCUUAGCACCAGAUUUGAAUGUAGUAUGAGGGAACAGGAAUUCAAUGUAUUUAUUUGUGAUGUCUGCCUACUGUGCUUUACUUCAAAAUAUAGACUCAGAAAGCAUGUGGUCAUGCACAUUGAUGGCAUGCAACCUCCUACAUAUGUUUGUAAAUCCUGUGGUGAGGUAUUUCACAGUAAUGUUAGCUUGAAAAAACAUUUGAGAAUGGGUGAGAAUUGUCGAGUCCUAACAGCUGGCAAUCAUGAGAAAUAUGGCUGUAGUGAAGAACACGAGAACAGUAGCCUCUCAGACAGUGAGCCAGUAGGUUCUCUCACAGAACACACUGAGCAAUCUUCAGAUAAGGAAUCUUCAAAAGCUUCAAAAAAGUCCUUUAAAGACGCCCGUAAACCACGUAUGACACAGAAGCUGAGUGGUUAUGGAACUUUAUCUACAGCUGGUGCCCAUGGUGUUAGACUUACCACAAAGAGACCCCACAAAUGUAAUAUUUGUGGCAAGUUUUUUGCUGUGCGAAGUAAUCUCAAGAGACACUCAUUAAUUCACACUGGACUGAAACCUUACAAUUGUGAUAUUUGUGGCAAAUCGUUUACUGAGUUGGGUACUCUCAAGAGACAUCAAUUAAUUCACACUGGACUGAAACCUUACAAAUGUGAUAUUUGUGGCAAAUCUUUUGCUAGAUCAUGUUCUCUUAAGCAACAUUCAUUCAAACACACUGGUGAUAGACCUCACGAAUGUGACAUUUGUGGCAAAUGUUUUGCUCUGACUGGUGAUCUCAAGAGACACGCGUUCUUACACACUGGGCUAAGACCUCACGAAUGUGGUAUUUGUGGCAAAUCUUUUGCUAUGUCAUGUGACCUAAAGAAACAUGCCUUCUUACACACUGGGGAGAGACCUCAUGAAUGUGAUGUUUGUGGCAAAUCAUUUGCUAGGUCAGUUGAUCUAAAAGCACAUUCACUAUUACAUACUGGAAAGAAAUCGCACACAUGUGAUAUUUGUGGCAAAUCUUUUUCAAGGCCAGGUUAUCUCCAGAGACAUGUAUUAACUCACACUGGAAAGAAACCUCAUGGGUGAGAUAUUUGAGGCAAAUCUUUUCCUGUGUUGUGUACUCUCUGGAGUCAUGCAUAACUUCGUAUCAGAGAGAAGUCACAAAAAGUGUUGCUUCAAGCUAAUAGGUUUCUCUGGUUGGUGCCCUUAAGGCUUAUAGAAUUAAGGAUAUGACAGAGAGACAUUAAUUAUGUAAUGCCUGUGAAAUAACAAAAUGUUCUAAGACUGUGAAAAAAUAUGCAAUAAUGUGUACUAUAGAGGGGUCACAGAUAGUGACAAUACAAAAAUCCGUAACAUGAAAUGUCAUGAAACUGUAGUACUAAACUGUACACCAAAGUGAAUCAAACGUGUUUUUGUCAUUUACGCUGCUAUUUUUCUAUUCGAUAAAUCUUUAAACUAUGUCAGUAAUUGUAAGUACCUCUAAGCAGGCAAGCCCCUGACCUCCAUGUUUUGUGAUGUUUUGAGCCCCAGCAACUUUCUGCAGAUGUCCACAGUGGUAGCAUACAACCACCCAACCAGCUUCACUUUCGAGAUGCUAGUUCCCAGCUGUCAGACCAGAACAAUCUGUUCUUUCUUACAGUCACUUAUGUCGAUAAAUUUACAUGUUUGCAACUCACAUCAUUGCUAGAAUAAUUCGUUGUUGAUCUUUGUUCUGCUUAUAUACUUGUACUCACCUUACUGCAUCAUGUGCCUGCAACAUGUGGCAUUCAGUGUCCUGGUCGACAGUGUUAAUAAAUCCUUGUGCUUGUCAAUGCAUAGUCACACAAAUGAGACAGUUGGUAAAGUAUGUAGUCUACAAGUUCAUCAUGGUUGGUUGCCCAUUACACCAAUGCACAGUAGCUAUAUUUUUGUGAAAUUCCUAAGCUCUGAUCAUGAAUCAGAUAUAAGGUAGAUAAGUGUUAAUGCACCAAAGCUCUUAAUUAUUUAUUUAGCACUACAGAAAAUGUAAUAGGUAAACAUUUAAUGAUAUAGUUUGAUUGCAGGUGUUGGUAUACACAAGAACACCACUUGGGAGAGCUCAGAAUGUGAUUACUGGUUAUUGAAUUUAAUCCAGUUGAAUAAUAUUUAUUGUACUUAAUAAAUACAUCAAAUGAG